This is a messenger RNA of Chara braunii, 1800 nucleotides long. The record is from the annotation of a GenBank genome assembly. Lineage: Eukaryota; Viridiplantae; Streptophyta; Charophyceae; Charales; Characeae.
GGUGAUGUCUCGAUUCGCUGCUUGAGUGAGAGAGAGAGAGAGAGAGAGAGAGAGAGAGAGAGAGAGAGAGAGAGAGAGAGAGAGAGAGAGAGAGAGAGAGAGAGAGAGAGAGGUAGAGGUUGGCGGGUACAGCUGGGUACAGCCGUCCGGUUCGGAGAGAGAGUGAUGGUAAGAGCACCGCGCCGGAGGAGAGGAGAAGAGGGGGACGAGCGAGCCAGAGGAGACGACGAGAAGAGGAGAUGGUGGACGAAGGCGAGUUGAUCUUUUUUUCCUUUUUUAUUUUUUAUUUUUAUUUUUUCGUUUUUUUCUUUUUUUUUCUUUUUUUUUGGGUUGGGAGAGGAGAUGGAAGGAAGAACGACGUCGGGAGGAAGUCGGGAUGGGAAGAGAGGGUCGGAGGGUCGGGAUGGGGAUGGGGAGAGAGGGUAGGAGGGUCGGGAUGGGAAGGGGGAAGUCGGGGUGUGGGGGGGAGUCUGGAUUCGGGUCGGAAGACGGACAACGCUGGGAUAGGGGAAGGGGAAGUCGAAGUCGGGAUGGAAAGAGAGAAGGAAAUCGGGAUGGGGAGAGGGGGUCAGAGAGUCGGGAUGGGGAGGGGGAAGUCGGGAUGCGGGAUGGACGCAAGAGAGGGUCGGAGGGUCGGGAUGGGGAGGGGGAAGUCGGGAUGCGGGAUGGACGCAAGAGAGGGNAGGAGGGGUCGGAGAGUCGGAAUGGGGAGGGGGAAGUCGGGAUGCGGGAUGGGCGCAACCCGAAGACCGACGACGUCGGGAUAGCGGAGGGGGAAAUCGGGGUCGAGAAGUUGUCGGGAUGGGGAAGUCGGGAUGCGGGGGGGAGUCUGGAUUCAGGUCGGAAGACGGACGACGCUGGGAUAGGUCGGGAUGCGGGAUGGACACAAGAGAGGGUCGGAGGGUCGGGAUGGGGAGGGGGAAGUCGGGAUGCGGGGGGGAGUCUGGAUUCGGGAUGGGGAGGAGGGGUCGGAGAGUCGGAAUGGGGAGGGGGAAGUCGGGAUGCGGGAUGGGCACAACCCGAAGACCAACGACGUCGGGAUAGCGGAGGGGGAAGUCGGGAUCGAGAAGUUGUCGGGAUGGGGAAGUCGGGAUGCGGGGGGAAGUAUGGAUUCAGGCCGGAAGAUGGACGACGCUGGGAUAGGGGAAAGGGAAGUCGAAGUCGGGAUGGAAAGAGAGGAGGAAGUCGGGAUGGGGAGAGGGGGUCGGAGAGUCGGGAUGGGGAGGGGGAAGUCGGGAUGGGGAGGGGGAAGUCGGGAUGCGGGAUGGACGCAAGAGAGGGUCGGAGGGUCGGGAUGGGGAAGGGGUCGGGAUGCGGGGGGGAGUCUGGAUUCGGGAUGGGGAGGAGGGGUCAGAGAGUCGGAAUGGGAGGGGGAAGUUGGGAUGCAGGAUGGGCGCGACCCGAAGACCGACGACGUCGGGAUAGCGGAAGGGGAAGUCGGGAUCGAGAAGUUGUCGGGAUGGGGGCGACAAGGGCGAAGGCGGCAACGGAGUCGGGAUGGGGAGGGACAUGUCCGGAGGUCGGGAUAGCGAGGGGAGGAGGUCGGGAUGGGGAGAGAGGAUCGGAGGGUCGGGAUGGGGAGCGGGAAGUGGGGAUGCGGGAUGGGCGCAACCCGAAGACCAACGACGUCGGGAUAACGGAAGGGGAAGUCGGGAUCGAGAACUUGAAGUUGUCGGGAUGGCGGCGACAAGGGCAAAGGGGGCGACGGAAUCGGGAUGGGGAGGGACAGGUCCGGACGUCGGGAUAGCGAGGGGAGGAGGUCGGGAUGGGGAGAGAGGAUCGGAGGGUCGGGAUGGGGAG